This is a messenger RNA of Acaulospora colombiana, 672 nucleotides long. The record is from the annotation of a GenBank genome assembly. NCBI's taxonomy places the organism in Eukaryota, Fungi, Glomeromycota, Glomeromycetes, Diversisporales, Acaulosporaceae.
AUGCUACUGCCGCCCUCCCGCCCCUGCGAGUCAGUUGGAUUCGAGAGCAGUAAAGGCGCCAACGACGACGCUGCAGCGCAGAAGGCACACAGAGAGGACGCCACUAUGACGACUUUGAUCCGAUGCUUGGGUCGUGAGGGAUCGAAGACGAAGAUGAAAAGAAGGGCGAGACAUUACAAUUCUCCACAAAAAUAUCACACUACUCGACACGACGUGCAAGUUCAAAGAAGUUACUCAGGCAACAUUCGCUAUUCAUUAUCAUCUACAACUUCUCAGAAUAGACCUAUGCCGUCAUUAUUAUCCCCCCGGGAAAGCCCUAAUCCGUCGCUGUGUAGCACAGCUACACUUGUAACCGCGCGACUCCCCAUACUUCCUAUUCCAAAUGCUGUCCAUCAGGAACGAGAUUUCUACCAUUCAUUCGAAUUAAUCAAGGUCGGUAUUCUCGCUAAGAAAGAAGCACUUUCGGCGCUUUCUACGCACCCAUUGGCUGGGCCAUCUCGAAUGCCUCUUUGGCCUGCUUCAGCCCGAAUGCCGUCAUCUUGGAGGGAAAAACUCUGCAAAUAUGGAUUAACCGCGGCCAGAAAAAGAAGAACAGGAAAGAAGGUGGGAGACGGAGACUUAGGGGGACAGUGGAGGUUCGCGUCAAGACGGAACAGAGAGAGGCAGGCAUAA